Messenger RNA from Musca domestica (house fly), 1355 nucleotides. RefSeq names its product myosin-2 essential light chain (gene Mlc-c). Lineage: Eukaryota; Metazoa; Arthropoda; Insecta; Diptera; Muscidae. Gene Ontology annotation, cellular component: myosin II complex. Gene Ontology annotation, molecular function: calcium ion binding; myosin heavy chain binding. The transcript has 3 exons. Bases 135 to 578 code for a protein of 147 amino acids. The record is from RefSeq and is a predicted model, not a curated record.
AGUACACCCAGUGACUCUGAUGUAUGCCGCCUUCAUUCACGACUCGCUUCCACCUCUGGACCUGACACAUUCCAUAGUUUUUUUUGCAAGUGAAACCCAAUUUGUUGUAAAAGUAUUUUUCAAAGAAUAUAAAAAUGGCCAACUAUUCAGAAGAUCAAUUAGCUGAAUUCCAAGAAGCCUUCAACUUGUUCGAUAAUCGCGGUGAUGGCAAAAUCCAUGUCAGCCAGGUGGGUGAAUGUUUGCGUGCCUUGGGUCAAAACCCCACUGAAUCGGAUGUCAAGAAAUGCACACAUCAACUGAAACCGGACGAACGAAUUUCCUUUGAAGUAUUCCUACCCAUUUACCAGGCCAUUUCAAAGGCCCGUUCUGGCGACACAGCCGAUGAUUUCAUUGAGGGUUUGCGUCAUUUCGACAAAGAUGCCAGUGGUUUCAUAUCCUGUGCUGAGUUGAGACAUUUACUUACAACAUUGGGUGAGAAAUUGACCGAUGAAGAAGUAGAACAGCUGUUGGCUAACCAAGAAGACUCUCAAGGCAAUGUUAACUAUGAAGAAUUUGUGCGUCUGGUCAUGAAUGGUUAAGCAUAAAAAAAGACAUGGAAAGUGGGAGCAUGGCUGCCAAAAAAAAAAUAGAUACACUAUAUCACCUAUGUACUUUAAUAACAACCACAACAACAACAACAAAACCCCACAACAUACCAAUUUUUUAUACAUAAAUGUAGUUGUUGUUUUUUAUAACUUAUUAAUUUUAAUUGAGUUAUUCCAGCAAAUUUUCAUAACCUCUUAAAUUAAAAAACACAAUUGUUUAAACUCAAAAAGUAUCUUUAAAAAAAGUAUUCAAUUGCAUCUAGUUUAUUAAUAACAAAAUUGCAUUUAAACAAAACGUAAAAAAAGAAAAACAAAAAAUUUCUAAAUUAAAUAAUCUUGGUCUUCAAUUAUUUUGUGUAUUGUUUCGUUAUAAGCUUAUUUAAAAGAAAAUAUACAGUGCUAAUUAAACGUUGCUUCUUUUAAUUUUCAAUUUGCCUAACAACCACUAACAAUUAAAACAUUUACUUACAAUUUAAUUUUUUUAUACACAUAAAGUCUAGAGCAUCAUACAUAUAUUUCGUCGUUCGACCUCAUUGAUGUCAUAAGACAACAACAAUGCCAUAAAUAUGUUUUUUUUUUUUUCUUCUUUUGCAACUCCUCUGUGGCUAUUACAUAUCCACGGCGAGUUUCCUUUUAAGACUAACAUCCAUUUUUCCAGCUACAAUUUUUUGUUCAACAUUUAUUUCAAUCAAAUUCCCAAUCCCAAGUAUUAUUGUCAUUUAAAUUUAAGUCAUUUAAUUCCUUGUUUAACUGCAAACUUUCAUCUGUUUU